Molecule: messenger RNA, 3326 nt
Organism: Tachysurus fulvidraco (yellow catfish)
Lineage: Eukaryota; Metazoa; Chordata; Actinopteri; Siluriformes; Bagridae
Gene: en2a
Product: engrailed homeobox 2a
Exons: 2
Coding region: 526-1350 (274 amino acids)
Biological process (GO): multicellular organism development; neuron differentiation; regulation of transcription by RNA polymerase II
Cellular component (GO): nucleus
Molecular function (GO): RNA polymerase II cis-regulatory region sequence-specific DNA binding; DNA-binding transcription factor activity, RNA polymerase II-specific
Source: RefSeq, a predicted model, not a curated record
GUAAUGAAAAAUAAGAACAAAAAAAAACAUCGGGAGUAAAAGUAUUUGAGGAGGAGCGGAUCCAUGAGGUACCCCCCCUCCCCCCUCCUCUUCCUCUCCUUCUUCUUCCUCUCUGGCCCGGAGUUUACACUCAGUCAGACCUGCUGUACACCCGCUUCACACGGAUCACAGGUGUUUGUGCUCAUUAUUCAGCACCUUUCAUUAGAUUGCAUUCGGCUUUAUUGGAGUUACACAUAUUUACACUAGAGCACUUUUUUUUGUUCUACGGGAUCCGAAACUAUGCUUCUGCUUUGUGAGCUCGAUGCGCAGGAAGAAGAUCUGCUUCCAGUCCAAAAUCCACGCUGAUUAGUGUUAAUAUUCUAAUCUUAUUAUUAUUAUUACUAUUAUUAUUGAAUUGUUUUACCAUUUUUAAAGCAGACAAAGUGGAGCGCGGUCGCUCCGUAUUGUGUAAAGUGCCUGAUAAGUGCGGUUAAAGGGGGUUAAAGAGAGAGACCGAGGUGACAGAGGGAGUGCGUCCUUGUCAGUAUGGAUGAGAAUGAGCAGAGAGUGAGAGGAGACGCUCGGCGUGCGGGAGAGUCCGAGGUGCUGACAGCUCCGUCCCCGGAACACGCGCCUCCUUCUCAGCCUCCUCCUCCUCCUCCACCGCCGCCGCCGCCACCGCCGCCUCCUCAUCGCGUCACCAACUUCUUCAUCGACAACAUCCUGCGCCCGGAUUUCGGAUGCAAAAAGACGGAGGAAAGUGCGCUGAGACGGAGUGAGAGAGACCCGGGACAGCCGGGGGACGUCGGACAGGUGGGACAGGUGUCCACGGAGAGCACGUCCACAACGCACGCCGGGAAGAAAGCCGACACGGUGACAGACGACGAGCCGGUGAAAGUGCACGGAGAAAACCAGGAGCAGUGCCUGAGCUCGGACUCGGAGCUUUCACAACCGAACUCGUCCACUUUAACCCAGAACCAGCCCAUGCUGUGGCCCGCCUGGGUUUACUGCACGCGCUACUCGGACAGACCCUCGGCAGCCACGCCCACCGCAGGUCCCCGAACCCGCAGACCAAAGAAGAAGUGCAGCAGCAAGGAGGACAAGCGUCCGCGUACCGCCUUCACGGCCGAGCAACUGCAGCGCCUGAAGGAAGAGUUCCAGUCCAACCGCUACCUGACGGAGCAGCGGCGCCAGAGCCUGGCCAAUGAGCUGGGCCUUAACGAGUCGCAGAUCAAAAUCUGGUUCCAGAACAAACGGGCCAAGAUUAAAAAGGCUUCAGGAAUCAAGAACACGCUGGCGCUUCACCUGAUGGCCCAGGGCCUGUAUAACCACGCUACCACCACCAAGGAUGACAAAUCAGACAGCGACUGAGGGGUGGGGCCCGGGGCAAAGGGUGGAGGGAGGGGGGUGGAGGACAGUGGUGGAAAGGGGUUUGGGAAAGAUACACAGGAGGUAGAUGGAGGAAAAGAGGCGGAGAAAGAGAAAAGGAGAAGGAGGGUGAAUGAGGACUAUACAACCAUGCCAACAUCAUGAUAGUGAGAGAGAGAGAGAGAGAGAGAGAGAGAGAGAGAGAGAGAGAGAGAGAGAGAGAGAUCAGACUCUGACUCGGGUGGGGACAGGAAGAGAGACAGAUGAAAGAGGUGAUGGUUGUAUUUCCAAUGCAAUAACUCUUAAGCAUCAAGGGCCAGUGUAGAAACAUACCAGCAUUAACUGAGGUUCAAAUCAAAGUGUUAUUACUCAUCAGACUUGAACAAGACUUCUUCUACUUAUUAGAAAAAACAAACAGGAAAAGCAUGGCGGCCUCGCUAUUGGAUUUGUGCUUCUGCUGUUUUAUAAAUAGAGCUUUUCACGGGCUGCAUUAUCACGACAGAGAGAAAGAGAGAGUGAGACAGGAAGAGAGAGAGAGAGAGAGAGAGAGAGAAACAUCCUGCUUCAAUCCAAAGACUAUAUCCUGCAACUGUGAAUAUGAAUACACGAGGCAUUGUUACGAUUAUUCCGCUAAGGCAUGUGCCGAUAUUCACCCUGUCUUCCAUGGCAGAUCCUACUGAAGUGACGAUUAGAGCAGAAUACUUUGACUGCUAAUGCUAAUCAGUGUGUUCCCAUUCCGACAUUACGUGCUUCACGUCCUCACGCUUGGAUAUGGAGCUAAACUUUAGCCGACGCUUUGUUUGUGUUUAAGCUAGAGAGCAAAACUGCACUAUAACGUGGCUGAUGCGCUUGUUACUAAAGAGACAUCGACGUCCUUACUGCCGCUAGUUGUUUCAUUUUGUCAGGAAAUUUAGAAUUCCGUUUUUUGAUUUAAGUUUAAAGAUUCGUCGUCGCCGUCAAUCCUAAAUAGAAAAACAAGUAGCAAAGGUGAUCAGAUCACGCUUGGAUUGUAGCUCGGGAGGAUACACAGUGCCUAAAUAUGUCUAGUAAAGAACGCAGGUUUGUGAUGGAAAUGUUAAAAAUGGAUCAUCGUGCACAUUUAAUAUCGCGAUACGUCACACAAACGAUGAUUUAUCGGCACAUGCCUUCAAUCUACUCCUGGAAUUUAUUUUAUUAUUGAAAACUUUUUGGGGUUUAGUGUUUUGAUGCACGCAUGCAGCGACCGUAGCUACGAUUUUAAUCCGAAAUUCCAUCGUAAAGACGACAGGCGAGAGGAGCAGUAUAACUGUGAUUGUUUAUUAUUAUUAUUAUUAUUAUUAUUAUUAUUAUUAUUAUUAUUAUUAUUAUUAUUAAAGAAAAAAAGAAAUCACCAAGAGGCAGAGUGGAAAAGUAAUCAAAUUACUAUCCGGACUCCGACACACGCUGGAGAGAUCGAGCCGAAGACUAGAAAUCGAUCAAUAUUUAAAAAAAUAACAGACACACAGUGCUUGGACCCCUAAUCAACCGAAACGUCUUAAAUCGCAGAGUUUUUAUGAAAGAGCAAUAUCUUUUUUAUUUUUGGUUUGUAUUUCUUUUGUAAAAAUGUUGUACUGCUGCCUAGAAACGUGUAGCACUCUGACUUAUGAUGACAUCCUCUACAGAACCAUUAGAAAUAUACGAUAUAUACGCAGGCAAACACUAUGGAAAUGAUAAUAAAAGAAAAACAAUAUGAAGCAAACCAGCAUUCUAACAAAAAUGACCAUUUUAUUGCUGUUAUGUAUUUAUAGAAAUAUAUUGAGAAAAAAAAAACACUUUAUCCGAUGACCGGUUGUCGCUUUUUCUUUCCUUUUUUUUUCUUUUGAGAAUAGAUUUUUUUUAAAGAAAAAAAAAAGAAUCUCUCUAAGAAAAAUGGCAUAUUUAUCAUUGUGUAUGUGAAUGAAGCGGUUCUCGAGGCCUUUUUGCAUGAAAAGCUGACAAUUAAAGGCAUAUUCUAAAAGUUU